AUGAAGACAGAAAAUUGGCUCCAGUUUCCAGCCCCCGCAGCUGCCCUGGUCCUUCGCCGAGCUGCUGCCGCCCGCGCCGUGCGCGCCGCUGGAGCUAGUGUGGACCUUGAUGCCCCGCUCCUGCGGACGGGCACUCGGCAAAGUUGCGGGGCCGAGGAGGCUGGUAGAGGCGGGGGCGUGGGCCUGGCAGCCCGCGGGGAGCACACGGAGAUGAGAAACAGAUGUCGGAGCUGGACUGAGCUUUGCGCUCCCCCGCCCGCCCGGUCCCUUCCCCAGCAGCCAGGGUGUAACAAGGCAGCACUCAUCCUGCGGCCACAGGAACUGGCAGCUACUGGUGAUCCUCCCGCCUGCGAGAGCCAGGCCUCUGACUGCCUGGUCGCGGCGAAUCCAGGAGGCGCACAGACUGCAAACCAGGGGGAGAGGAUCAGCGCCUGCAGAUUGAGCGCCAUCUGAUCUGCAUGUUUAUUUCCUAGAAUUGUAAUUAAAUUUGUGUAAUAAAUGUUUUCCAUUUCAUUUGUACACUGGAAAUUUGGGUGACUGACAUGCCGCUAAGUGAAUUUCCUCCUUUUUUUUUUUAAUUUUAUGAAGCAAAUGUGCCUUAUUCAAUAAAGUAGCAAAUAUUAACCAUCA
Molecule: messenger RNA, 630 nt
Organism: Arvicanthis niloticus (Nile rat)
Lineage: Eukaryota; Metazoa; Chordata; Mammalia; Rodentia; Muridae
Source: RefSeq, a predicted model, not a curated record